AUGGCACAAGAUAAUCUUGAUUGCCCUCCAUUACCUGUUCGUUGGUUUUACGCUGUGGAUGUACCAUCAUGGGAUCCAUUAAAACCACCAAAAUCUUCAAAUAAUUCUAAAACGCCUCCUGAAGAAAAGUGUCCCAUGUUAUGGUCUCCCUUUUCUAAACGUGAUUCAAAUUCAUUAGAAGCUGCUUAUAAACUUGGUGUACCAGGAAAAAAAGUUUGUUGUAAUGAAGAUUAUUUGUUUGAAGUUGAUUUAGAUAAUCGAGAAAUUAGUCCGAUUUAUUGGGUCGAUGCGAUAUAUCAAGUAGUAAGAGCUACAUGGUUUUAUCAAGGCGAUGGUAACAAUUUUAUUCCAUGUGAUGAAAAUUUAUCUAUCCAGAUUGAGGAGGGUUACAUAAAACAUAAAGCAUGGAAUCCUGCUUCUAAUUCAGAUGAUACUACAUCAACUGAAAAAAAUUGUAUUGGACAAAAAUUGAGUGAAAGAGAUGGUUCAGCUAGUUUUAUUAAUGAGAUAAAUAAGUUUAGACGAACUUUGAAAAAAAUAUAUGCAUCAAACCCACCAGCAGAAGCAAUUGCAAGACUAGAAAAUCGAGAAUUAUAUCCAGAUUACGGUUUGCGUCAUUCUAAGAAAGGAACUCAAUUUGGUAAUGGUAUACAAGUUAUACCGAUUCAUUGGAGGCAAGAUAUUAAGUUUGGAAUUGCAUCAGAAAGUGAACAAAUUCAACGAGAUUUAAGUUUGGCUAUUAGUGAAGACGGUCAACCUACCUUGGAUGAAAUCACUUUAGAUUGUGUUCCGAAUUUAAGAAUGUUAAUUUCUGAUGCAUUAGUAGAUGUAUUAUUAUACAUGACACCAAAAUUUAGAGAAAUGAUGCUAACUACUGUGACAAAUGAGAUGAAUCGCGUUUACAAUUUAUUUAUAGAUCGUAAUCCAAAUUUUUUAAAAAUUGGUGGCAAGAUUUCUCUUUAUGGGCAUUCUCUUGGCUCGCUUUUAGCUUUCGAUGUUUUGUGUCAUCAACCACCAUUUGUUGGACCUUUUGGUGGAAUAUAUGAAGAAAAUUUAUCUCCUUCUGUGUCCCUAAAUGAUAUUUCUAACCCUUUUUAUCGUUCACAAGAUUCAAAUAUCAAUGGAUCGCAUUCCACAAUGUCCCCUGUAGAAUUAUGCUCGAAACACCGACAAUUGUAUAGAAGAAAGCAAAAGCAAUUAAAUGUGAAUCUAGAUUUUGAGGUUCAAACUUUAUACGCUGUCGGUUCACCAAUCGGAUUAUUUCUAUUGUUGAAAGGAUUAAAGAUUGGAAGUAGAGAGUAUUAUAAUGCUAUUUGUAAGGUUAAUCAAUUAAAAACUUGGACAGACAUAAGUUUGGGUAACGAAAAUGAUAAUGUACGAAACAGUGAAGAACAUAUAAAUGAUGCUGAAAAGAUGAAAAAUGAAGGAAAUGAUGAUAUUAAAGAGGUUGAUGACAAACAUGAACAGACUAGGAAAAUGUCAUCUGGAAAUAUUCCAUUUUGGGAUAAAGAAAUAGAACAUAUGAUGCAAGAUUCUGUAACUUUGAUACCACUAUGUUAUCCAGCUUGUAGAAGUGUUUAUAAUAUCUUUCAUAAAGCUGAUCCAAUUGCAUUUCGAAUAGAACCCCUAGUAGCGCGUCACUAUAGCAGAAAUCUCAAGCCUGCUUUAAUUCCAUACCACAAGGGUGGACUCAAGGCUGUACAAUUAGGAUUUCAAGAAUUCGGUAUAAACGUUUCGAAAACAACAACCAACAUACUUAGAUCUUUAAGCUUAUCGAAACCUAAUCCAGAUGAAUCAAUAAUUAAACGUAAGAAUAAUAGACAAACCAGAGAGAAACAUUUUAUAGAGCGUGAAUUGCUUAAACGAAAGCAAUUGAAAAAGUUAUAUGCGGAGGUGGGAUCUUCUAUAAGUUUAAUAAAUGGUGGCGAUACAAUAAAUUCAAGUCGUAGCAGUUUAGUAAGUGUUAGUAGUGACGGUCGAACUAGUAUAGAUACAGGAGUAACAAGAAAUUCAGUUGAUGCAAGUUUUAUUAGUGAUGAAAUAACAGAUCGUAGGGGUAGUUUGGAUAGUAAUUUUGGAGUUUAUGGUAAGGAAAGUCCUAGAGGGUUGUCUGUUGAAGCAAGGGAAAAGUUUUAUAUGUCUCAGGUCGAACUGCCAUCGACAACGGAAAAGAAAGAAUCGUUCUAUCAAGUGAAAACGUCAAGUUCGCCUACUUUGACCGAGGAUGGGCAAUUAGAUUAUCAAAUUAGUGGAGAAGAAAAAUUGAAGAGCUUAAAUAAAAGUGGAAGAAUUGAUUAUUGUUUACAGCAAGGGGUAUUGGACGUUAGUUACAUAUCCGCUAUAACCGAUCAUCUUAAUUAUUGGGCCGAUUGUGAUGCAGCCUAUUUUAUCCUAAGUGAAACUUAUAAAUCUUAUGAUGAGGAAGACUGA
This is a messenger RNA of Cetraspora pellucida, 2430 nucleotides long. NCBI's taxonomy places the organism in Eukaryota, Fungi, Glomeromycota, Glomeromycetes, Diversisporales, Gigasporaceae. The record is from the annotation of a GenBank genome assembly.